This is a messenger RNA of Monomorium pharaonis (pharaoh ant), 1239 nucleotides long. RefSeq lists its product as uncharacterized. The coding region runs from base 631 to 1176 and encodes 181 amino acids. The record is from RefSeq and is a predicted model, not a curated record. Lineage: Eukaryota; Metazoa; Arthropoda; Insecta; Hymenoptera; Formicidae. The transcript has 3 exons.
ACAUCAAAUAUAAAAGGAAGAAUUAAUUUUUUUGCGUCAAUCGUUAUUGUAUGGAAAGAAAAUUUUUUUUUUAUAUCUUUACCUUGUAUUAUAAUAAGCAGUAAAUUAACGCUUCAAACUCUUUCAAUUCUUUUAAUUUGUUUUUUUUCUUUUUAUUUCUUUCCUGAAAAAAUAAAAUUUGUUGACAAUUAAUCAUUGAAUAAUUGCCUGUAGAUAUAAUAUAAUUAUAUAUAACAUAUUAUUAUAAGCCUAAUUUUAGAAAUUAAUUCUAAACUAAAUAAUGCUUAAAAUAUAUAUGCCUAGAGCAUGAUAAACCUGAAUUUUUUGGAUUUAAAUACAUAUAAGUACAUGUGUGUGUGUGUGUGUGUGUGUGUGUGUGUGUGUAAUAUUAAUAAUAAAAUAAUUAAUUAAUUAAUAAAGUCACUUACCACAAUUAUUACAAAGAUCUUUGAAUAAAAAAACCUUUGACACGCAAUUUGCAAUAAGAUCUUCGCAAAAUUCUUUGAUGUCAAAAUCGAGAACUGUCACACCACGUGAACUGUCAAGAUAUAUGUAUACUGAUAGUGGAAGUUACUCUUGCAAUACGAAGUAAGCGCAGCGAGAUAUUAAUCAGCAUCGCAGAAAGUCGAUAUGUUGACAAGAAAAAGAAGAAGAAGAAGAAGUGACAAACGGCCAUUAAAGAUAAACAUGGGAGAAAAUUCAUCAGACAUUGAUAUCGAUAUGGAAGACGACGACGUAUUUUCAGUUGAAAAAGAUAAAAACGAACGUCCAAAACUAUCUGCUGCAACACGCAUUCGACCGGAACACGCGGAGAGGUCUUACUCCAAACGGACCGAUCGCGUUGUUAUCAAUGAUGGACAACCUAAUAAAACAGCCGGUCCUCAAACCGAAGGAACCAAUGUUCCUCUCGCGGACCGUCUUCAGCGGGCAGAUCUUCGCGCUGAUGCCGCCGGACAAUGUGAUCCUCCGCGAGCGAAUUCUCGUGCCGAACCUCAAAAUAAUCAUGACGCUGAUUAUCACGAAAAUCCUCAACUGCCUGAUAUUCCAAAUCGAAGACGUAGAGGAACCCGAGCGGGCGCAUAUCGACAGCAGCAACGCUUUAUGCGUUUUUUGUUUCAACUAAGUCACGCUCAUGUGAACUGGGGACGGCCAAGACAGUAUUCGGCUCGACGAUAAAUUAAAUUAUUUAAUCAUCAAUCAAUUAAUUAUAUUAUUCUAAUAAAUUAAAUUAUUCAAUUA